Trifolium pratense (red clover) is the source of this 1607-nucleotide messenger RNA. RefSeq lists its product as uncharacterized. The record is from RefSeq and is a predicted model, not a curated record. NCBI's taxonomy places the organism in Eukaryota, Viridiplantae, Streptophyta, Magnoliopsida, Fabales, Fabaceae. The transcript has 2 exons. The coding region runs from base 496 to 1083 and encodes 195 amino acids. Gene Ontology annotation, molecular function: RNA nuclease activity.
AAAAUAAACAUUUGAAGCUCUCUCUCUCUCUCUCUCUGUAUCUCUCUCCCCAAAGCUCUCCUUUUGCUACAACCACCGUUGCAGGAGUGGUCACUCCCUUCUCUCUCUCUCUAUCUUUUUCUAUUUCCUUCAAAUCAAAUUGUAGGAAUGAAACUCUCCCUGUAAGUAAGACAUGUUCUUAAUAACCACUACUUGACUACUUGCAUUGCACUUCUUUUAAGCAAUCAUUAUCAUCAAAUUCACAAUCUUUUAUCUGUUUAGAAAAAUUGGUAUUAUAUAUUCUUCUUUAAUCUGUCUUUUGUUCUAUUUUAGAAACUUGAUUGGAUUCAGUUGUGUUCUUAAGAGUUUAUUUGAUUUCUAAAAGAACAGGAAUAACCUAUUGGUUAAUUAUGGUUUCAUUUCAAGCAACUGCAUCAGCGUGAGAAUGCGAAAAGAGUGAAUCAGAUAGAGUCGGCUAGAGGGAGUAGGAAGGUGAAAUUGGUGGGUAAGUAUUCUAUGAAAAUGGAAAAGUAUAAGAAGGUUGUGAGUGCUGUUUUGACUCCUAAAGUUGGGUAUGGUUUGGCCGAUGAGCUGAAACGGGCAGGGUUUUGGGUUCAAACUGUGUUGGAUAGGCCGCAAGCUGCAGAUAUUGCGUUGCAAAAGCAUAUGGUGGAUAUGAUGGAUCAUAGGCGGGUUGAGUGUGUGGUUCUUGUAUCCGAUGAUUCUGAUUUUGUUGAUGUAAUAAAGGAGGCAAAACUACGGUGUCUCAAGACUAUUGUUAUUGGGGAUACUAGUAGUGACAGAGUCUUGAAAAGGACUGCUGAUACUGCCUUUUCUUGGGAGGAAAUUUUGACGGGGAAGGCUAAGAAGGAGGAUGUAUCCGUUGUGGAAAAUUGGAAAUAUCGUGAUAUGUUGAAAAGGUUGGAGUGGACGUACAAUCCUGAUGUGGAUACAAAGAAACUCAAUCUGGAUGAUGCGGUUGCUGAAACAUCUGGAGAUGAUGAUGUUGAAGAUAUCUUCGGCGAUGUUGAUGAUGACUACAAGGAUGACAGAGGUGCUUGGUGGGAAUUAGACUCCGAUGAUAACGAUGUUAGAACUGGAUAAUCGCAGAAAACAAUCCAUGUUAUUUGUGAAGCUCACUCGACCUUCUACUUCACCCAAAUUUGUGUGUGCAGAAAUGGCAUGUCCGGUCCUCAAAUUUUGGAGCAAUUUUGCAGAUUCAAGCACCUAUACAGUGAGAAGGUUACAAAUGCAAACCUUGUACGAAUUGAAAACCACAAGAUGCAGCAAAAAAGCCAUUCAUAGUGGGGACUAAGUAUAUCACAGUAACUUGGAUACCGCGUCGGUGGGCAGAAAACAUGAAAAUGAUGCGGAACAACCAAGCAUAUUGUCAUACAGUACAUUCAUUUGAUGGCAACAUUGAAUCAAUGUCAACCUGCUGCAGGUCUUGCUAGUUCUAUUGCAUGUCUGGUGUGCUGUGUUCCAUAUCAACAUUUCAGUCGUUUGACAAUGAUUUUACAAUUUAACUUGUUUGUAUAGACACUGGUCCCAGUUCGAACGAAAACCUUUGUUAAACAGAUGAUUGUUGGAAGCAAUUCUAUAUUGUUUCUAUGUUCAAGUAGUUGAAA